AUGCGGGUGCCACAUGAUUAUAUGUCUGAUACUUUUUAUGAGAAUUUAAAAUUAAAUUAUAAUAUCUUAAAAACAAAAUACACAAUUUAUACACGUAUCUCUCGCUCUGAAAUCUCCUACUUGUUUCCAUUGAAGACCGGCGGCCAAAAGUUUAUUCGCCUUUACUUUUACCCAUUUUCCUACGAACCCAACUUCCUUCGGUCCGACACGUUCUUCUCCGUCAGAGUUGGAUCUCACACUCUUUUGAAAGACUUUAAUGCUUCAAUCACCGCUGAUGACGCUGGCGAAGAAACCAUUGUACGAGAGUACUGCCUCAAUAUAUAUGGACCCAGUGAGGGGCUUAUGAUAACCUUCACGCCCAACCCAUCUCAUCAAAACGCUUAUGCUUUCGUCAAUGGUAUUGAGGCUGUCUCUAUGCUCGCCUUUCUUUAUUACACAGACCCAAAAAAUCUGCAAGGGAUGAUGCUAGAUGGUGGAAACCUGCAGUAUCCAGUUCAGAGCAGCACUGCUCUGGAGACUAUUUACAGAGCUAAUGUUGGCGGAAGUCAGAUCGGUUCCGAUGAAGACACAGGCAUGUUUCGUUAUUGGGAGCAGGAUAAUGCAUACUUGGAGCGGGAGCGCCCAUUUAGUGUAUCCGCAGGUUUUCGUUUGCAGAUAGAUCACACAAAUUAUCCAAAUUAUACUGCACCAGGUAAAGUAUACCUGACUGCUCGAAACGAUGGGGUGAAGGAAAAGUCCAGAUUUAACGUGACCUGGCAGUUUCCAGUGGACUCAGCGUUUCAUUAUAUGGUGAGAUUGCAUUUUUGUGAGUUUGAUGAAAAAAUUCGCAACACUGGGGACAGAGUUUUUCAAAUCUUCAUAAAUGAUGCUUUGGUAGAGCAUCUCGCCGAUGUGAUGAUGUGGACUCAGAAAUUAUUAGUUCCUAUCCACAAGGACUACGCGGUGUGGAUGCCGGGUGACGGAAGGUUAAAGAAGCUGAAUCUUUCAAUUAAGUUGCAACCACACCCAACUGGGAGAAGCACUUAUAGAGAUGUCUUAUUGAAUGGCAUCGAAAUUCUUAAAGUAAGUGACUUUAGAAACAGCGUCGCAAGUUCCAAUCCCGAUCCACCUCUUUCUCCCCCAUUGCUUCCGAAGGCUCCUAACAAGAACCCACCAAAAAUGAGACUCACUUCUAUAAUUGUGGGGUCAACUUUCGGCUUCAUUGUGCUAUCUCUCAUCAUUUUGCUGGCUUACUGUCCAUUGGCUAGAGCUGUAACCAAUCAAGGAAAUCCACAGUUGGGACCAAAAUCAUUGUUGACGUCAAAAACAAUCAAAUCCUCAGUGUUGCCAUAUGAUUUAUGUCGUUACUUCUCAAUAAUCGUGGUAAGAGCAGCCACUAAUAAUUUCCAUGAUAGUUUAAUUAUAGGCGUUGGAGGGUUUGGUAAUGUCUAUAAAGGUCACAUUGAGAACGGUUCAGUUCCUGUGGCAAUCAAGCGUCUCAAACAAGGUUCACAACAGGGGCUUAAAGAGUUCGAAACUGAGAUUGAAAUGCUUUCUCAACUUCGUCACCAUCAUUUGGUAUCUCUCAUUGGUUACUGCAAUGAUGACAAUGAGAUGAUCCUCAUCUAUGAGUUCAUGGCUCGUGGGACCUUUCGUGAGCAUCUUUAUGAUUCUGAAAACAAACCACUUUCUUGGAAUCAAAGGCUGGAGAUUUGCCUAGGUGCUGGACGAGGGCUUCAUUAUCUACAUACAGGUGCAAAGCAAGCAAUUAUUCAUCGUGACAUCAAGUCGAAAAACAUCUUAGUAGAUGAGAAUUGGAUGGCCAAGAUUUCGGACUCUGAACUGUCCAAACUGGGACCUGGGGGUAUUUCUAGAUCUAACAUUAACAUAAGCACAUUAGUGAAAGGAAGCAUUGGUUAUAUGGAUCAAGAAUACUACACAUUGCAAAUCUCGACGGAUAAGUCAGACGUAUUCUCAUUUGGAGUUGUGUUGCUAAAGGCAUUAUGUGGAAGGCCUCCUAUUCUCCGUGCAGUGGACAGGGAGUGGCAAAACCUUGUAGACUGGUUUCAAAGAUUUGUUGAUCAGAAUGCCAUUUAUGAGAAUGUGGAUUCAUUCAUCAGAGAAAGUAUAACGCCGAAGUGCUUAAAAGCAUACACUGAGAUUGCAUUGAAAUGUGUAGCUAAAAAUGGGAAUGAACAGCCAUCCAUGGGUGAUGUGAUGCUAGGCCUAGAAUGUUUAAUGGAGACAAUGGACAAAGCAGAGAAGACAAAGCCUGGUGGGACUCUAAAUGGGGACAUUAUUGUUGAAGAAGGAUCAGCAUUCAAUGGGUGAUGGACGUACCAGUUUUAACCUUUUUUUUUUUGGUUGAUAGUACAAGUUGAAGCUUUUAAAUCAAUGUACAUAGAUAUGAAACUCGUAAAUAAGUACAUACAAUUUUGCAUUCACCACUUUGUCGUUCAUCAAUUUUCAAGUUAUUAAUUGCAUGCACGAUUAUUAUACAGAAAAA
Molecule: messenger RNA, 2485 nt
Organism: Neltuma alba
Lineage: Eukaryota; Viridiplantae; Streptophyta; Magnoliopsida; Fabales; Fabaceae
Product: receptor-like protein kinase FERONIA
Exons: 3
Coding region: 1-2310 (769 amino acids)
Biological process (GO): protein phosphorylation
Molecular function (GO): ATP binding; transmembrane receptor protein tyrosine kinase activity
Source: RefSeq, a predicted model, not a curated record